Adineta ricciae is the source of this 234-nucleotide messenger RNA. The record is from the annotation of a GenBank genome assembly. Lineage: Eukaryota; Metazoa; Rotifera; Eurotatoria; Adinetida; Adinetidae.
AUGAAAACAAAAGUAUACCUUGAUAUCAUCAUUGACUCAUUCAAACACUUAGACUUGCUGAAAUAUUCUCUGUGUGAACAACAAAACAAUCGAAUCGAAUUCAAUUCAAUUCAAUAUGAAACCAAUCUCUCAAAAGAAUGUGUCCUUGCCACUUAUUUUUGUUAUUCUAUUGAUGUGCAACGUUCUUCAAUGCGACAAAAUAUCAAUCGUCUCAGAUAUGAAGAUAAUCCUUGA